Molecule: messenger RNA, 11001 nt
Organism: Prorocentrum cordatum
Lineage: Eukaryota; Dinophyceae; Prorocentrales; Prorocentraceae
Source: the annotation of a GenBank genome assembly
AUGGAUGGCCACGACGCCGCCGACAGGCGCCAGGCGGGGAUCCAGCACGCGCAGGGCAGGCACGCCUUCGCGGCCGGCUCUGGCGCAUACGGUGCCUCGCAGAUCAACGCCAGGGGCGCCGACGGCUCCGUCGGCGCGGCCGCGGGUGCUCGGGAGCAGCCCGUCGCGAGCGGGCAGUCUGCCGAGGGAGGCACCGCCCCUGCGAGACAGAGCCAGCACGCUGCGUGGGUGGGGCAGCCGAUGUCGGCGCAGACGCCCACGAACAGGGUGUCGACCUCGUCCUGGAGCGAGGAUGAGCGGGUAGCGUUCGUGAACCACCAUACGAGAGGGGAGGCCCCGCAGCCUCUUGCCCCCAGCCCGAGCCAGACGCAGAUCGGCAAGUGGACGCCGUCCUCCUCGGCCCAGGGGAGGCAGGGCAGUGCCGCUCCCAGCCCAAGCCAGACGCAGAUCAGCAAGGGGUCGCAGGCACCUUGGGCUCGGGGGAGGCAGGGCAGUGCCGCUCCCAGCCCGAGCCAGACGCAGAUCAGCAAAGGGUCGCAGGCAUCCUGGCGGCGGAGGCAGGGCGGGCACCCGGGAAAGCAGGGCGGGACCCCGGGGGCGACGCAGGCGCAGGCGCAGGCGCAGGCAUCCUGGACACCGGAGGAGCGGAUAGAGUACGUCAGGUCGCUCGGCAUCGUGACGCUCCCCGGCGAGGAAGUGGUACUGCGAUUUCUCAGUGACGCCCUCUCGAAGGCGCCUCUGCCUUCGCCCUGGCACAUGGCGCGGGACUCGGAGGGUCGGAUCUUCUUCGCGCAGCGGUCCACCGGCCAGAGCACCUGGGCGCAUCCGCUGGAGGCACCCCUGAGGGAGCUCGCGGGCGUUUGCCGGAUGUGCCUGACGUUCCCCACCGAGCUCAGGGAGUCGACGAUUGCAGCUCUGCUGGAGACCUGGCAGUCGGAGGCGAAACAGGAGCUCGCGAAGUGGUACUCCGUGAAGCACGAGAACGGGAGGGAGUACUUCUGCCACCGCGAGACGUUCGAGUCUAUGUGGGAGCACCCAGCCGAGGUCGUGCUGCCCACGCACUACCUCAAGAUACGGUCCAUCGAGCGCCUCCGUGGCGACGGCUACCUGACGAGCCUGCGCAACCGGGCGCUGGGGGCUGCGCAGGAGCCGCCAGACGCCCUGGCAGUGGUGUCGGGCGCUGCCACGCCAGCCGCUGUGGCCUCCGAGGCGGCGCCCCCUGAGCCGAAGCGCGAGGUCGUGAAGGAGACCCCUUCGACUGCCACCAGCACCCCGUUGGGCUACGACCAACAGGCGAUGCUGCCCGCCUCUCCGCAAGCUGAACUGCAGCUCUCGACGGGGCUCACGCCCAUGUCGAUGCGGCCCCACGGAGCGGUGCGGCGCGUCUCGGCCUCCAGCAAGUCCGCCUCGCCCGGGGCGACCGAGACGCCGCCUCAGUCGGAGAAGGCCCCGCAGCAGCUGCGGCUGCUUCGCUCGGAGCUCGCAGAGGCCAGGCAGCAGCACCGGGAGGAGCUGGCUCGCUGCCAGGACGCCGCGCUCAGGAGGGCGGAGGAGGCCGUCGUCCAGCAGACCCAGCUGCUCGACCUGGAAGAGGUGCGGCGGGACCUGAAGCGCCGGCUCAGCGACGCCGCCGCGGACAUGGCUGCACUGCAGAGCGAGCUGCGGCAUGCAGAGAGCGAGCUGGGGGCUGCGGGCACCGCCCAUCAGCGGACGUCCCAGCUCGAGGCGGAGCUGCAGGCGGAGCGCAGGACCGCCGAAGAGCAGGCGGCGGACUGCAGGGACCUGUCCGCUGGCCUCCGCGAGGCGUUGGAGAGCGUCGCAGAGGCGGAGCGGGGCAAGGCCUUCCUAGAGGUGAGGCUGGCGGCACUGUACCAGGACGAUGCCACCAGGGAUCGUCUCAUGGGUUCGCAGGAUGACGUCAGCCGGGCGUUCCUCGAGGCCGCGUACGAGGAGGAGGUGAGACGUCGGGAGAAGCUCCUGGACCUGGACGGCAGCUACCAGGCGGCGCAGGACCUGCUCCGCGAGGCCUGCGCCCGCCAGGCGGGUCUCGAGUUUGAGCUCGAGGCCGCGGAGAGGGGGCUUCGCGAGAGCCGGGCCAUCGCCCUGGACUUCAAGGCGUUUGCCGCGCACACCGAGGCGGAGCUGGAGCAGGAGCGCGCGCAGGCGCGGAAGGCCCAGCUCGCCUACGAGGAGCUGGCGGCCGACCAUGGGGCCUCCGAAAGGCAGGCUGCCGAGUUGGAGGCUCGCCUCUCCCAGGCCGAGAAGGAGCUCGCCAGCAUCCAGUCGUCUGGCGGCGAGCUGGCCCUCCUGCGGGAGCAGCUCGCGGCGCUGUCCGCCAGUAAUUGCGAGGUGCAGUGCGAGUACGAGCAGGCGAUGCAGGAGCUGAGCGCUGCGUGCGCGGCUGGCGACUCCACGAAGGACCGCGCACUCAAGGCGGAGGCGCAGCUGCUUGCUGACCAGCGGAACUUCGAACAGGCGCUGGAACAGGUGCGCGAGGCCGAGCGCGCUCGGGCCGCGCUAGAAGCAAAGCUGGCCGUGGUGGAGAAGGGUAUGGAGGAGCGCGACUCGCUGGCAGAGCGCGUGCAGGAGCUGCAGCGCGAAUUGGCCGAGGCGGUAGAUUCGAGCAAAAAGCUCGCCUCGGAUGAGGCCGCCGCCGACAAGGCCUCCAACGACAGAACCCAGCAGCUGGAGGAGCAGCUGGGCCAGGCGUUGGCGAAGCUGCAGGAGGCGCAGGAGAGCGCCCAGGCGCUCAGCGCGCAAGCCCUGGCACGAGAGCAGGGCUGGCGCCUGGACUCCGCCAGGCUGGAGGAGCUGCAGGCCCAGCUGGCCGAGCAGGCCGAGCGCACGGAGGCCGUGCUGGCCGCGGAGAGGCAGAAGGUGGACCUUGCCGAGAAGAGGCUGCUCCUGUCCCAGGCCGAGCUGGACCGUGCCGCCGCGGAGCGCGACUCGCUGGAGGCCUCGCUGCAGGCGGCCAGCGUAGCGAACUCCGCCAUGGCCGGGCUGCAGACCAUGCUCGAGCGCGAGGAGGAGCGAGAGCGGCAGCUCUCUGAGCGGGCCGCGGCCGCGGAGCACCAGCUCGCGGAGGAGCGCCGGAACCUAGAGCGGGCAGAGCUGAGGCUAGAGCGCAUGGAGCAGGCGCGGGCAGACUCCAAGGCGACCCAGGCGUCGCAGGCAGAGGCGCUGGCCCAGGAGCGGCGCGGCGUGGCCGUGUUGGAGGCGAAGCUGCAGGCCGCCCGGGCCGCGGAGGAGGCGGCAGAGCAGGCGAGGAGCGAGCUGGUCGCCCUGGUGCAGGAGGAGCAGCGGCGGCGGUUGGCAGCCGCGAAGGAGACCGGCAGACUGCAGGCCUCGCUGGAGUCGCAGAAGGAGGUCUCCGAGCAAGUCAGAGCAAGGUUGGCCCAGCUGGAGCGGCUGCAGAGCGAGUCGGCGGAGGAGAGGAUUAACACGCAGAAGGAGGUGGCGGAGCAGCGGAUGCUCCUGGAACUCGCGGAGUUCAAGCUGGAGGAGUCGAGGCAUGCACUGGCUGCCACAUCUUCCGAGCGGGCAACCGUUCAGGUUUCGCUGGCCCAGGAGCUGGAGCGCCACACGUUGCUCAGAGGCCACGCGGCGGAGCUGGAGGAGCGGCUGUCGCUGGAGAAGCGGGGCGCCGAGGCCCUGGAGCAGAGGCUGGCAGGCCUCGAGUCCACGUCUGCCCAAGCCGAGGAAGACCGCAAUGCCUUGGCAGUGCGGCUGGCUGAAGAGGAGAGCCUGAGGGCCUCCAUCGACCAGAGUCUUCAGAAGCAGCGCGCCGUCUCCAGGAGGCUCUCCGUAGGCAAGCCGACGGAGGACCUUACGAAGAUGCUCGCGGAUGAGCAGGAGAUGCACGACCAGCUGCAGCGCCAGAUCGGAUCUAUGGAGGCCCAGCUCGUGCAGAGGAGCGCGUCCCUGGAGGCGGCCCAGGCUCGCCUUGGGGAGGCCGAGGCGGCCGCCCGAGAGGAGGCGGAGAGGCUCGCGGCCAGGGCGUCCGCUCACGCCGCCGAGGCGGCGACCCUGGAGAGCCAGCUUGGGCAGGAGAGGCGAAGAGUGGAGGCCCUCGAGCAGCGGCUGGCGCGCCACGAGGCCGACGCAGAGACCCAGCGCGACGAGCGCAUGAGGAUGGUGCAGCGAGCGCUCGACGUGGCCCAGCUCCAGGCAGAGCUCACCGAGGAGCGCAUGCGCCAGGAGGAGCUGAGCCGCCAAGCGGCCCUCGAGACCGACGAGCGUGUGGCUGGGCUUCAGACCGAGCUCGCCGAGAAGCAGAGUUGCCAGGAGGAGUUGAGCCAGCGCCUGGCUCAGGCCGAGGCCGACCUGGCGCAGGCGCGCGAGAGCGCGGCCGAGGCCGCUCUGGCGCAGGCACGGGGCAGCACCGCCAUCGCGGAUGCCAACGAGGAGCGGGCACCCUUGCCGCAGCAUGCGGCCGUCCCUGUCAAGAUGGUUGACCAGGUGUUUCAGGAGUCCUCUACCCCGGCGAGGCAGGACGAGCAGAUUGUUCAGAGGCAGCAGGUGCAGCUGAAACCGGCUCCCGGCCAAGAUGCCGAGCUUCUGGCCAUCAGGGCGGAGCUCAAGGAGGCGCGCGAGGCUGAAGUGGAGACGCAGAGGCUUGCAGCAGAUGUCGAACGCCAGCACGAGGAGGAACGUCAGCGCUUCGAGCGUGCCUGGGACUGCGUCCGCGCGGCAGAGCAGGCUAAACAUGCACUGGAGGAGCGGUUGCAGGAGGUGGAGCGAAGCCUGGCCCAGAACCAGGGCGCUGCUGCCAGCAGCGAGGAGCUCAUCCGUAGCUUGCAGGGGUCCCUUGCGGAGGCCAAUCAGCGACAGGCCCAGCUGUCGGUGAAGCACGACGCCAUGGCUGCCUCGCUAGUGGCAGCCCAGGCAGCGCAAGCACAAGAGGAGUCCAGGAGGAAGAAGCUGUCCCUCGACAAGUCGGAGCUCGAGGCCUCGAGGAGCUCAGUGCAGGCGGCCCUGGGCGAGCAGAGGUUGCGCGCGGAGCAGCUGUCGGCGCGCUGCUUGGAGCUGGAGGCGCUCUCCGCGCAGGCCCGGGCAGAGGCGGCCGACGCGCAGGCACGCUUGGCCGCGCGGAGGGCCGAGGAGCGCUCUGCCGAGAGCGAGGGCGUGGUCAGACGGGGCCAGGGUGCGGCGGCAGCGCAGGUGGAGAAGGUGGGUCUGGAUCUCCAGGCGCUCGAGGCGUCGAACAGCUCCGCGCAAGCGGCCCUGGACGACGAGCGCGAGCGGGCCAGGCAACUCUCCAGCCGCUGCCGGGAGCUGGAGCAGCUCUCCUCGAACGCGAGGGCCGAGCUGGCGCAGGUGCAGGAGCGCUCCGCCGCGUACGCCGCCACGGUCGCCCAGGGCCAGGACGCGGCCGCGGCACAGGCGGAUAUUCAGCUCGAGGCGAUGGCGCUGGAUUUCAAGGCGCUCGAGGCGUCGAAAGCGACGGCGCAGAAGGCGCUCGACCAGGAACGUGCGCGGGCCACGCAGUUGUCCAGCCGCUGCCAGGAGCUGGAGCAGCUCUGCUCGCAGGGGGAGUCCGACCUGGCGCGAGCGAUCGCCGACCUCGCUGCCGCGGAGGCCAGGGCGAACCGGUCCUCCGCGCAGGCCAUCGCGCCCGUCGAGGUGAAGUUCCAGGAGUCGGCGCUCCCACGGCCCUCGGCCUUCCCCGCGGAGGAGGCACGGGCCGACGGGGGCCCAGAGACGGCCCACCGCGAGCUGCAGAUGCAGGUCGAGCAGGCCGUGGCGGCCCAGGAGCGGCUGCGCGAGGGGCUCGAGAGGGCCGAGGCCGAGGUCGCGGCGUCCCGGGGCCAGGGCGGCGCCGCGAGCGAGAGCGCGGCGCAAGCGGAGGCCGAGCUGAUCCGGGAGCGGGCGAGGGCACAGGCGCUGCUGGAGAGGUUUCAGGAGGCCGAGCGCGCCAGGGCCGAUCUGGAGGCCCGCCUGGCCGCCGCCGAGCAGGGCUCGAUCGGCGGGCCGUCCAGCGGAGCCGCCGACGUGGACUCCCGCAUCCGGAGCCUGCAGGACGAGCUUAAGGCCGAACAGCUGCGGGGUGCCCUGCUACUGGAGGCCCAGCGGCAGCUGGCCGAGGACCCCGCGUCGGGCGAGAGCCUUCGCAGCGAGCUGGCGCAGAGGCGGCUUGAGCUGGAGGCGCUGCGGGCGCAGGGCGACGUCGCGCUGGGCCGCGCGAUGCACGCGGAGGCGGAGCUGCAGGAGGAGAGGCGGAGGGCGUCGGCGGAGGCGAGCCGCGCCAGGGAGGCCGCCGACGCCAAGGUGCUCCUGGAGCGGCACAUCACUCUGGCUGAGAAGGACAGCGCGUUCAGGGCUAGGGACCUCAGGGCGGCCGAGAUGAAGCUGCGCGAGCAGGAGCAGAUGCUCUGCCAAACGCACGAGCUCGAGCGUCGCCUCAGCUCGCUUGAGCCGAAGCUGAAGAUGCUGGAGCAGCGUCAGGCUGGCCCCCAGACGGCCGCUCGGGACAGCGCGAGGGUGGCCGAGCUGGAACAGCAGCUGGCCCAGGCCACAGAACGGCAGGGCCAGCUGAAGGACGAGCUACUGGCAGCGGAGAAGAAGGUGAGCUCCACAAAGCGGGCUCAAGCGGCGCUGGCCGAGGAGAGGGUUAGGCAAGAGAAGCUCCAGCGGGAGGCCGUGAAGCCGUCCGCUGGCCGCCACGAGGCCCUCAGCGCCGGGAGCAAGCUGGAAGCAAAGCUGUUGGAGCUGGAGGGAAACUUCAGGAAUCGGCAGGCGCUGCCGGCCGAUGAUCCUGACAAGGGGUCGUCGGCGACGGCGGAGACGUCGACGACUGCGGCCCUCCGCGUCGACGCCUUCACUGCGGGCGACGUUUCCAAGCUGCUGCAGGCGGAUCUCGCGGAGAAGACGGCCGAGGCGGAGCCCGUCCAGUGCUCGUUCAGGGUGGAGAACAUAGACCACCAGCAGCUCCAGGAGGACAGAAAUCUGGAAGCCGCCUUCAAGGCCACGGUGAAGCAGAUGCUGGCGACUGAAGCUGGGGGCCUGGUGUCCAAAGCUCACAUCCGGUUUGUACCCACGGCUGGUUCGGUGGUGCAGGCCUUUGUGGAGCCGAUCCCUGGACAGGACAUGGGCGCCGUGACGCGGCGCCUUCGGUCCUCGCGGACCUUGCCGAAGAAAAUGUCAGCGUACAUUAGCGCGCUGGACGGCAUUCAAAGGAUAUCAUCUGGCCCCAUCAAAGUGACGAUCCUCUCUAUCGUUUUCGGCCCCGAGUUCAAGAUGUUGGAUGGCGCCCGGCCGCUCUCUGUCGCAAGCAUGUCUAAGACAUCCCUGAGGGGCCCAGAGGCGCUGAAGGGCGGCGUGGACGGCACCAAAACGCAGGCUCCGUGGGAGCCCCUCGCCUCCAAGUUCUUCAAAAGGCUCGACCGCUCCGGCACCGGCUCCGUGGAGAGUUUCCAGGUCCUGCAGCUGUGGCCCCUGCUCUCGCGGCAGAUGGACUGCUCCAACGCCGCCGCGCUGGCUGCCCAGCUGCUCCAGAGCACGUCGGUCAGCGGCCGUGAGUGGAUGGCGCUGUUGAAGGCCCUCCACAGCAUCGUCGGGCCGAAGCGGCUGCGCCGCAACCUACGCAGCGCCGAGGCCUACUACCGCGAGCUGCGCGCCAGCGCAGCGCCAGCCGCGGCGAGCGCAGGGGCUGGCCCGGCCGGCCUGCCGCUGGAGGCCAAGGAGGGCGGCGCGAAGGCCGACGCGGCGCGCGCGGCCCUCCGGGACGGAGCGCUGCAGGCUGGCGAUGGCGGCCGCGAAGCUUGCGACCACGACGGGAGGCUGCCCACCUUUUUGGCGGCCCGGCGUGGCGCCACCGCGGCCCGCCGCGCCGCACGGCGCCAGCGCCUGGCGGCUCUGACUGCCGCAUUCAGGACCAACGCCAGCAACCAUUCCAGCAUCCACGCCGACGCCACCACCAGCACUGACAUCGGCCUCAACAGCAGCAUCCAGCACAUCGUGAUACAGAUCAGCCACGCGAGGGACACGCUGGGCUGCGCCGUGCUCACAGGUCAGUGUGCCCACGAGUUCCUCGCCAACACCCUGGACCGCGUGGGCAGCGACCUGGGGACUGCAGGCACAUCGGUGUCGGGCAAGGCGGCGGCCGAGCAGGCCUCGGAAGGCUUCGCAGCGGAAGGUCAAGAUGCCGUUCCACCCUUGGCAACGUAUUUCAAAUUGCACGCAGAGGUCGAGAAAGCGGCCGAGCUGGCCGCCUCAACGCAAGCAAACAUCAGGAUCCUCCUGAGGGUGUCCAGGAACGCUGGUACCCUGAGCCUCUUCACCAUCGCCAGGCGCAGCGGCAGCUUCAGGCUCGGCGUCCUUCCUCUUCUUGGCAAGGCGCCCGGGGUGAUCCUUAUGCGACUCCAUGAUAGUGUUGGCCGUCUCCUUGGCCUGUGGGAAAAGCUUUUGAGCCAGCUCUUGGAUGCCAUCGCGCAGCUGCUUGCCCCUCGCCUCGAGCUCCUCUUGGUCAGCCUGGGACAGCUCAUAAUCCUCGAUGCCAACCAGCAACUCCGAGGGGUCGAUGUCCAGCUGCUGCCAGAAAGGCUGCGACCAGACGGCGGUGCUCAGCCUCAGCCACCUCCCCUCCACCUCUUCAGUGAGCUUGGUGACCAGGCCCUUCUGCUCGACCAUCUGCAGCGACCACUCCUCGAAACGCUGCACAGCACCGUGAAGCUUGCGUUCGAGGCCGCGAAGCUUACUGUGGGCCAUGGACACCUGGUGCUGCAGCGUAGGCUCUUUCGCGGCGGGCGGGGGCUUGGCCAGCUCACGGUGCCUCGCUGCGCCCAGCGCCUCACCCGACUUGGCCAGCAGCUCCGCCAGCGCCGCAUGCUCUUCGCGGGAGAGAGCAUUGGCGGGAGCGCGAGCUUGGGCCGCAGGAGCUGCACCACCCUUGCCACCUCCACUGCCGGCCAGAGCAAAGCAACCAGGCGGAUGUGCCCGCAGCUUGUACAGGGGUUAGGCGCCCUAGUCGUGUUCAUAGCCGCAGGCGCGAUCGGGGAUCGUUGCCGCUGGAAUCGGCCGCUGCGGUCGACCGCCAAGGCGGAGGCGGCCGCGACGGCCUUCUCGGCCCAGUCCGGCACCAUCCCCAUGACUGCCUCGGCGUACCCCCUGCGGGCUCGCCAAGCCGGGACGCCGCGCUCGUUCCGCGAGCGGCUGCAGAAGGCUGAGUGCGCUGCUGAGGUCACGUCGCGCGUUGACUGGUCCCGGAUGUCGGCCGUCGAGACGUCCGAGGCUAUCGAGGACAUCUCCGAUGCGGCGUUCCGCCUGGACAUCAACAGCGGUGGCCAGGUCUUCUUCGCGCUCCUGCGCCUGCCGCGGGCGGGCGACCCCGCCGAGGCGGCUGCCGUGCCCUGCCAGGAGGAGGCGAUCGUGAUCAAGACUUGCGACUCGCGCCACAUGCUGCUGUCGGAGCAGAUGGCGGCCGAGCUGGCGCGGCAGCUGGAGAUCGGGGGGCCGGCGUCUCGGCUGCUGCUGAGGCAGCACGACGGGCCGGAGUGGGAGCAGCUCGCGGAGGCUUCACGGGCCCUGUGUCCGCCGCUUGCCCGCGCGCUGUCGCGGAGGCAGUGCCAGGCGGUGUUGGCGAUGCAGUUCGUGCGGGGGCGGAGCCUGGCGCAGGAGCAGCGCGCGUGGGAGCCGGAGCGGCUCCCGGGCUCCGCGCGCGCCCUCGGGCACCUCUUCGUGCUCGACGUGCUGCUGGGGAAUUCGGACCGGCUGCCCGUCAAGUCGCUGCAGUGGCGGGGGAACCCCUCGAACGUGCUCUGGAGGUCCGCCGACAGCGCUCGCGGGGAGUUUAGCCACUGCUGCAUGCCCAUCGACGCCCAGGUCGCGCGGAGGCCGCCCAAGAUGCUGGUGCGCGAGGCCGACCAGCAUGCCGAUCGGCUGCUGGAGCUGGUCCUCCUGGACAGGGAGAGCGCCCGGCAGGUGCUCGACGAGGCUGUCUCCUGCAACGCGGCCGCCGCGCAGGCGCUGGGGGCCGACUGGGCCCCGACGGAGAAGGCUUGGGCCGCCAGGCGCCGCCCCGAGGACGCCGCGCCCGACACGGCGCCAGCCAGCAGUAGCGCGGUGAAGGCGUUCCACGAGGGCGUGCGGGCCGCCCUCAACUUAGCCCAGAGGCAGCUGGGGCUGCUGGAGAUGGUCGCGGGCGUGCUGCGGUCGUGGAUCGAGGAGUUCCAGAAGGACAUGAGCGAGUUCUCGGCAGCCUCAGAGAGCCGCCUCAGCAAGACGCGCCAGCUGCAGAGCUGGAACCGCGAGGCCAACAAGAACGAGCUCGUAAAGGACCGACUCUGCUCGUGGCAGUCGCUGCUGCAGGAGAAGUCUCUCGCACUGAGGGUGGCGGUGGACGACUGGGCCAGCCGCAGGGGCGUACACUCGGCGUUGUCCUUUCACGGCUUCCUGGGUGACAGCGUGCUCAACCCCAUCGCGGAUGCGUACGAGCUCUUGGUGCGUCUGCAGCAGAUCAUCUCCAGGGCCAGGGUAAUGCAGAACGCCACGCUCGUGACGCGCGCCUGCGACCUGUCCCCCUUCCCACUGCUGGUGGGCCCCGUGACGGCCUGCGCGCUGCACCUCCUGCGCAAGCUGGGUGUCACGCUGAUCGUGAAUUGCACCUCCGACCUGCCACCCCCCGAGGAGCUCGGGAAGCAGAUGAAGUGGCGCCGCCUCGUUCUCGAGGACGUCGAGGACCAGGACCUCUCACAGAGCCUGGAGGAGGGGCUCCGCGCCAUCGACGAGGCGGUGGCGGCCGGUGGCCGGGUCUUCGUGCACUGCCACGAAGGCAAGAGCCGGUCUGUGUCCGUAUGCCUGGCGUAUCUCGUCACGCGGGAGAGGCGCCCGCUGUCCGAGGCGCUGUCCUUCAUCAGGGAGCGGCGGCCACAAGUGCGGCCGAAUGCCGGCUUCAUGAGGCAGAUGUUGGCCCUGGAGCUCGCCACCCUUGGCUCCAACUCCAUCGCGCUCGCCGACCUGCCAAGGGGCAAGCCGCCGUUGCCGUCCGAGCGCAAGCAGCAGUGA